Molecule: messenger RNA, 2474 nt
Organism: Notolabrus celidotus (New Zealand spotty)
Lineage: Eukaryota; Metazoa; Chordata; Actinopteri; Labriformes; Labridae
Gene: slc38a6
Product: solute carrier family 38 member 6
Exons: 16
Coding region: 193-1569 (458 amino acids)
Biological process (GO): amino acid transmembrane transport; L-glutamine transport
Molecular function (GO): L-glutamine transmembrane transporter activity
Source: RefSeq, a predicted model, not a curated record
GAGACCGGCACGUGACGUGGGUGAUCAACAACAACAGUCAGCUGGUGCCGGGGUGACAAGGGAGAGUUUGAAAGUGAUUCAAGGGAAGAUGGAAUCAUAACUUUUCAGCUUUACGUCGACACGUUAUCGGGAGAGUUUGGCGGAGGAGCAGCUUUUCGUUUAGAGAGUGUUCUGAGUUUUCCUGAGUAGAAAAUGAGCAUCAAUACAGACACAAACACAAGCUUACAUGAUGAAUGCACCGCCGGGGACACAGAACGAAGCGAAACGACACCUUUAUUAGGAAAUGGAUCAUCAGCACAGACUAGAACCAAAGGAGCCUCCUUCGCCUCCUCUGUGUUUAAUCUGAUGAAUGCCAUCAUGGGCAGCGGCAUACUGGGUCUAGCUUACGCUAUGGCAAGCACUGGAAUAGUUGGUUUUUGUAUCCUGUUGGUAGCAGUAUCCAGCCUGGCAGCAUACUCUAUCCAUCUCCUCCUGAAGUUAUGUGACCAAACAGGCAUAAAUUCAUAUGAAGAACUUGGAGGGAGAGCCUUGCAAAAACCAGGAAAGGUUCUGGUUGCAAUCACUAUUCUCAUCCAAAACAUUGGUGCCAUGUCAUCCUAUCUGUUCAUCUUGAAGUCGGAGCUCCCUGCAGCCAUCAACAGCUUCUUGAGCUCACACGGCACAGGAGAUGCCUGGUAUCAAGAUGGCAGGCUGCUUCUGAUCAUUGUCACUCUUUGUAUCGUUCUGCCUUUGUCGAUGUCACCUAAAAUAGGCUUCUUGGGCUACACCAGUAGUAUUGCCUUCUUCUUCAUGCUCUACUUUGCAGUCGUGGUUGUGGUUAAGAAAUGGUCCAUCCCCUGCCCGCUGCCUCACAACAUAACCACACCUCCAGACACCUUCCAGACCUCAAAUUCCUCUAGCUCUGAAUGCACACCAAAGCUGUUUGUCAUCUCCAGCAAGAGUGCCUACGCCAUCCCCACCAUGGCUUUCUCAUUCCUGUGCCACACAGCCAUCCUGCCAAUCUACUGCGAACUGGACAGACCCUCUAAGAAGAGGAUGCAGAAUGUAACAAAUGUCAGCAUCAGCCUCAGCCUCCUGUUCUACCUCAUCUCUGCAGUGUUCGGCUACCUCACCUUCUACGCUCAUGUGGACUCUGAACUGUUACUCAGCUACGACACGUAUCUGCGUCAUGACAUCAUGGUAAUGACAGUCCGACUGGCCAUCCUGCUCUCAGUGCUGCUGACUGUGCCACUUAUUCACUUCCCUGCACGUAAAGCUGUGAUUUUGCUCCUGCGUGGAGAUCAACCCUUCUCCUGGCUGACCCACAUCAUCGUAACCUCCAUGAUCUUGGCCGUGGUGCUAUUGAUGGCCAUCUUUGUGCCGGAUAUCAGACAUGUGUUUGGGGUAGUGGGAUCAACCACAUCCAGCUGCCUGCUGUUCGUCUUCCCCGGCAUCUUCUACCUCAAGAUCAGCGGCCAACCCCUUAAAACCUUUGACUCUAUCGGGGCUCUAUUCCUGGUGGUCUUUGGUCUAAUUAUGGGAAUCAUCAGCCUCUCUGUCAUCGUUAUCACAUUGGCACAGAGCUCCUGACAUCUCCCAAACCCCGACCACUUUCCCUGAUCCAGAGCAAGAGCAAAGAAAAGGGAAAAGCGUGCCAAAGAAACUCAAUACUGGAUAAAGAAAGGAAACAGACAGAUUGUAAUCAGCAUCUCCUCAGGCAGAUUAUUUAAGGGAAAUUUGUUCUCGAAACUAAAAGGUUUUUUUUGCUUUCCUAUGUUUUUUUGUAACUCACUAAUGGACCAAAAUUUGCACAAAUGAGCCGACGGGGAAACAAGGACUUUUCACUGAUGUUUACUCACAUGUAUUUGGGACUUUGCACACUUAUUGUUUUGAGUUUUUUUGUCUUUCUUUUUUCUGCCUGGAAAGAAAGAGUUGAGGUUUACUGUAACAGAACAAUGCAAGACCGCUUUAAGCAAGAUGUCCAUUUCCUUUCCUUUAUUCUGUUUUUAAAUCACGUUCUGUUUUUACUUUCCGACAGACCUUUUACUGUCAUGUGUGGACGAUCAUGCACUUUAUGUAAACAAAUCUGCAAUCUGACCAGGUCUGAAUCCUACAUUUGUCAGGUUUACACUUUCUCAAAUCAAGUUUGUGAAAUCUUCACACUUUGCAGAUUCUGUAACAGAUUGGACUUUUAGAUUAAGGAGCCAAGUGUUUUUUUUUAUUUUAAUUUUAAACUUGUUUUUAUUAUCCAAACCAUGCAGUGAUUUUCGUCACCACUUACAGUCUGAACCUUGGCUAUUAGUGUUACUGCUGCUACUUGUAUUCUUGAGCUUUAAUGAAUGUGACAACACGGACCAGUCAGGUCACAGAUUUUAAAAACUGAUCAUGCUUUGUUUGGACCACUUAAUUACAAUGUACCUCAUGUGGUUGUGUUAUGAGAACUGUACGGUGCUCAUGACCUCCGGUAGUAAUAAAAGGGAUAUUCUUUAUAUACA